Molecule: messenger RNA, 618 nt
Organism: Etheostoma cragini (Arkansas darter)
Lineage: Eukaryota; Metazoa; Chordata; Actinopteri; Perciformes; Percidae
Product: adhesion G protein-coupled receptor F5
Exons: 5
Coding region: 61-555 (164 amino acids)
Source: RefSeq, a predicted model, not a curated record
AUGAUUUUUAACUUCUGACAGGAGUCCCUUUUUGGAAGCUGGAAGACAACGAGAGUUGGGAUGGCGUUACUGAAGGCAGUAAGACACCUGAUUCUUCUUCUGGUGAUAUACUACAGUGUGGCAGAUCACAGAUACAGAGAGGCUUUGGAUCUAUUCUAUGAGGUAGCAUCAGAAUCAGACAUUCAUGCCAGAGAAAAAAGACAGGUCCCCCCAGCUCCCUUGCUUUCCACUGAUUAUGUACUCCAAGUUGACAUCAAUACCUCUGACCUGGCACUUCUCAAAAAGGUUUUGAGUGAACUUCCUUCAGGUAUCAACUUGGCAAACAACACUGUAAUUACCAGCAUCAACACCACAACAGUGUGUUCCCCAAAUGGAUCUGCAUACCAGUGCAGAUGUGAGGAGAACUAUGCUUGGUCGUAUAGGACCUGCAGUACCUUAAACCCCUGUGAUGCAAUCAUUGAUAAUACCUGUGGAUGCAUUAAUUCCCUUCCGCCUGAUGGCCGGUACUGUGAGCUAAACACCAGUCAAACAGGUAUGCCUGAGUUGGUUGUCUAACCACAAGAUACGUUUGCUCACUCAGGAGAAUUGAAUUACACACUGAGAUGUGUAUCAUCUGGA